CUCUCCUGCUCUCUCUCUCUUUCUCUCUCUCUCUUUUUGCUUCAUCGUCGCGUCGUCUUCUUCACCAUCUUCGCUCUCUCUCUCUCUCUCUGUCUGAGCUAGCUACUUCUUCGUCUUCCAGAUGGAUUCUCACAAAACCGAAGAAGGUCAAUUCCAUCAUCAUGAUCUCGAUCUUGAUUCGACGGCGGACUUAAUCGUUCAGUCACCACCCUCCACUCUCAACCACCACCAAAAUUCCGAAGUCGAUCCCGAUUUUUCUCUCCCGGAAUUCGUACUCUUCCGUUCUUCUCCAUCCGGAGAUUCCCCAGGUCAAUCCUCCGACGAACACGACGAUGCGUCUCAUCCCUACGCCGGAACCCCCAAAUUUGAUGGUUCUUCAAAUUCUAGGGUUUCCAGUGACGGAAGAGAUGAGUUUUUUAUCAGCCCAGAGUCACACAUCUCAACUCAGUUCUACACUUUGAACGCUGAUUCUCACGCUCUCAUGAUCCUCUGUCUCCGUGAGGGACGUCUAGCUACUCCCGCGGAGAUCCGUGUCGCCACGCCUAGGUCUGUACUCAAGUCAUGGCGCUGCGUUUGGAAGGACCGAAACGAGGAAACAGCUUACAUCACCGCAUGGAAACGGAUCCAGGAUAAGCUCACUUCCCGCCUUGAUCCAGCCACUGGUAACGAGUUUCUCUGCUUCAAGAAUAAUACUCAGCAAUUCGUCUCUCACAUUAACCAGUGGCAAGAUAUAGUCAUGGGCUAUCACGCUGAUGGCGAUUUGAAACACCUAGGACUUAAAGAGACCAUUGAAAGGAUUAAACAAGUUUGGACUGUUGGUGCUAAGCUCUAUGGUAUUCCCGAGAGCUUUAUUAGGGUUUGUCUAGCCGCAUGUCCUGUUUGUAAUGCUGAAUCUGGUUCCGCUUCGAGGAACAAACGGCGUAGAUUUGAGUAUACUGAGUCUUUUGAUGUGCCUGCCAAGGAGGUUCCCGACAGGUUGCAGCAAUUGGCUGCCAAGCACAAGGUUGUGCUCUGCAUUAGGCAGAAGUAUAUUAGGUAUAAGCCAUUUAUGGCAGAGGUGAAGGAUUAUGCUUGUCAUAGAGCUGGAGAGCCUAGCUCAAUUAAGAAGGCUAGGAUUUUGAAGAGGGAGCCAUAUCAGUCGAAGAAAUGCGGUUGUGGUUUUAGGAUUAGAGCUAUUGUGCCCAUUGCUAACUACAGUGAAAGGACCAAGACUUUUGUAUACCAGGAAGAAGGGACAGCUGUUUUUAAGCUAUACGCUGUCCAUUCAGGACAUGAGCCAGGGGCAACGGAUGGAAAUGCGAGAAUCAUGCAUCGGGUUGUUGGUCAUAAGGAUUUAUUGAUGGAUCAAGAAACUGUCUACGGAGUGCAGGAAGACUUGGAAACUGAUGGGGUCAGUGGCGAUAUGCGUUUAGCUGUCUUGCAUCAGGUGCAGGAACUAAGGAGUGAACUUUGCAUUCUGGAAGGAAAGCUUGGAACGUUUUCAGAAGAGGUGUUGGGUUCAAUGUCCAGCGAGUUGUUUGAGAUGCUCAACAAGAUCAGGAAUUUCGGCGAUGAGAGUGUUAAGGGGACAACGGGCUUGCUUCCAGAGAAGACAGACUCAGAUGAAAUACUUGUUGGAGAUAAUGAUCUGGCACAUUGGAGUGACCAUCAUCACGAGCAUUUAUAUGGAGAUGGGAAGGAUACAGAACUUAUUGAAGAUGAUGAGGACAGUUUUGGGAGGAACCUUGAUAAUGUUGUUCCUUGGGAAGAGAUAAGGCCACCGUCGGGUUGUGGAAGUCCAAAAGAUAUCUUGUCUGAGACAUGCAAGCCUGACAAAUGGUUGAAAUGCAAUGACUUUAAUGAGAAGAGCAUUCUGAAUAGCGAAGAAUCUAAACUAACAAAAGCGAUGAUACACGAUGGAGGAGGUAGUAUAGAAACAGAUGUAGGUUUAGCUGGUAUACAAGUCGAUGAUAGCUUCUAUCAAGAAAACUCCAAGUGGUAUGAUUCUCCUUGUGGUUUGGAUUCAACAACAGACGGUGAAGACAAUGGAUUCAGACACGGGGAGAUUUUGUAGAAACGCGGUAAGGAACCAAGUUCUAACUCUCAUAUCUCACACAUCUCGUUAUGCAUAUCCUUCCCCACUUCAUAACUGGGAAUCAGGUUGUAUAUUUUAUAUCUUCUAUACUUCUAUUACAAAGGUUUCAAGGAUUUUUUGUUUUUGCUGGUUGUUGUAGGAGUUUUAUUGUUGUGUGGUUAUGUAAAGUGAAACCUAGAUUGUUCCUCUGCAUAUAUUGUUAAUUUUAUUCAACUAAGAUUCUCACUUUUGACUAUUGUAAAGUGAUAAUCUUUUGCGCCCAAA
Camelina sativa (false flax) is the source of this 2338-nucleotide messenger RNA. RefSeq lists its product as uncharacterized. Lineage: Eukaryota; Viridiplantae; Streptophyta; Magnoliopsida; Brassicales; Brassicaceae. The record is from RefSeq and is a predicted model, not a curated record.